Molecule: messenger RNA, 2903 nt
Organism: Odontomachus brunneus
Lineage: Eukaryota; Metazoa; Arthropoda; Insecta; Hymenoptera; Formicidae
Product: calnexin-like
Exons: 8
Coding region: 219-1922 (567 amino acids)
Biological process (GO): protein folding
Cellular component (GO): endoplasmic reticulum; endoplasmic reticulum membrane
Molecular function (GO): calcium ion binding
Source: RefSeq, a predicted model, not a curated record
UUAUUUCGCACGUAAUACAGUCUAGGCAACUUUCAGGGUUGAUGCUUCCUUUUCAGAACGCCUCGCUCGAUAUGUAACUUACAUACGUGUGUAAAUAGAUUAGAUUAUCGUUAUUAAAUAAUUGAAUAAUACACUCGUUCUUCGGUUUCUCGCGGUGUGAUUUUUAUACGUGCCGAUUUAUUCAUAAGUUCUGUCAUCCGACAACAUCGGAAUAUGAAAUGGCAAGGCUCGUAGUGUGUAUGGUGUUAGUUUAUUUAGGUACAUGUUGUAAUAUAUUAAAUGCAGAUGGAAAUCAUGACAAUGUUAGUGAUACAAUACAGAAACCACCAUACAAAAGUCCAGAACCUUCUGGCUUUGCUUAUUUAGCAGAGCACUUUGACAAUGAAGAAAGGUUCAAGAACACUUGGGUGUUGUCAGAAACAAAGAAGGACGAUAUCGAUGAGGAUAUCGCAAAAUAUGAUGGAAUCUGGUCCAUCGAAGAACUGAAAAGACACGCUGAGAGUGGAGAUCAUGGACUAGUGCUUAAGAGCAAAGCUAGACACGCUGCCGUUUCUACUUUAUUAUCUAAGCCAUUUUAUUUUAAAGACAAGCCUUUAAUUGUACAAUAUGAAGUUAAUUUCCAAGAAGGACAGGAAUGUGGUGGUGCCUACCUUAAGCUACUCACAUUAGAUGAUAAACAUGAUGACUUGAAGCAGUUUCAUGAUAAAACACCAUACACUAUAAUGUUUGGGCCUGAUAAAUGUGGUAAUGAUCACAAGCUGCAUUUUAUAUUCCGGCACAAGAAUCCACUGAAUGGUACAAUCACGGAAAAGCACUGUAAGAAAGCGAAAGAUCGACUGGAAGACUACUUCAAAGAUAAAAAGCCGCAUUUGUAUACCCUGAUUAUACGGCCUGAUAACACAUACGUGAUCAAAGUGGACAAUACAAUACUAAAUUUGGGCUCGUUGCUGGACGAUUUUGCUCCGCCAGUAAAUCCGCCUCUGGAAAUAGAGGAUCCCGACGACAAGCAACCCGAGUAUUGGGACGACAGAGAAAAGAUUCCCGACCCGUUAGCAGUUAAGCCGGAUGACUGGGACGAAGAUGCACCGGUACAAAUCGUCGACGAAACUGAUAUUAUACCCGAGGGAUGGCUCGAGGAUGAGCCGCCCACGAUACCGAAUUCCGACUCGGUCAAACCCGAUGACUGGGAUGAUGUGAUGGAUGGUGAAUGGGAGGCACCGGAAAUACCGAACCCGAAAUGCGCCGACGCCCCCGGUUGCGGUCCGUACAAGCAGAAAAUGAAGAAGAAUCCGCGAUACAAAGGAAAGUGGCUGGCGCCGCUCAUUAACAAUCCCAAUUAUAAAGGAAAAUGGAAACCUAGACUCAUACACAACCCCGAGUACUUUAACGAUGAACAUCCGUUUGAGAUGUUGGCAAUUAGCGGUAUCGGUUUUGAGCUGUGGUCGAUGUCACCUGACAUAUAUUUCGAUAAUAUUAUUAUAACGGACGAUGAGGAAGUUGCGAGGAAAUGGUCGGACGAUACCUUCGAGAUUCGACGUGUUAGGAUCGCCGAGGAAAGCGAUUCUUUGUGGGGUCGAAUGAUGAGAGCAGUGAAUUAUAAGCCAGGCUGGUGGGCACUGUAUUUCGUGUAUUGUGCGAUACCAGUUGUAGCUUACAUCUGGUAUCUGUACAAACGAUGUCGUGAGGAUAAAUCGGAAAUAAAAGAAGAAGAAGAUAAACAGCUGGUUACAAACGAUGAUCUCGCAGAACCUGCGGACGAUGAAUCGCCGCAAGCAUCAGUUCGUAAACUUUCUCUUGAGAAGCCCAUUAAGGAAAAAGAUAAUAUAGAAGAUAAAGAGGAAGAUACAGAAGAAGUAAUCAAGAGCGAUAAGCUGUCGGCCGGUGGCGAAGGACCACGUCGAAGAAAACCAAAUAAAGAAUAAAAAGAUAAAAGUUCUAAAAAGCAAUUAUUAUUGCGCUAUUUAUGUAAUACUAUCACAUUCCACACAUUACACUUGCCACCACUGUGGAUAGUAGGGUUACCAAAUCACCAGCGAAUCCAGUCACUGCGAUGUGAUCAAUAGUAUUUAAUUCAAUGUCAAAGGAUACUGACACACUUGACAUCGUAUAUAAAUUAUCACUGAUAUAUUUGAGAAAGUUGUUCUUGAAUUACAUACGCUUUUAUAUAAUGAAUAAUGUAUGAUGCAUCUGUAUUCUAAAAGAAAAAAUUGCAAGAUUACUGUCCGUUAGAGAACAGAAGAUGCCUUAAUAGCACACGAUAUUUAUGCAUUUGUGUACUUCUUAUUAUGAUGGUUAUAAUCUUUUGAAAUGUAGCGUUAAGAGAAUAGGCCCGUUUUGCUCGGUACAUAGAUUCAAUAACGCAAUCGGAUAAAUUAGUAGAUGAUUGUAGAGAAAUAUCGGCCGCAAUUACAAGUGAAGCGUAUGAAUAAGAGAGAGUGAGAAAGAUGUGUCAUUUAAUAGAUACCAUGUGCUUCAACUAUUAUGGUGGAGCCGAGUGCAGCUGCAGUUCAGCUCUGUCUGGUAUUUUAUAAAUGUGCAAAUUGGAUUUUGUUUCUCCAAUAUUUCGAUAACUCUAGGCAUAGCUGCUUUCCCUAAAAUAUUGUGUUAUAUAUAAUUAUUAUAAAAAUGCAUGAUGGAAAAUAUAAAAGAGAAAGAGUUUAGGAAUUAUUCACCUGCGAUGUAAGUGUUUAUUUAUGCGGAGCAUCGAUCUGCCACCAUAAUAGUUGAAUGAGAGAUAACAAUUUGUCAUUAUUAUUAAUUAUUUCAUGUAAUAUUCGUCAAUUUCAAUGUGUUAUAGAAUUAUUUGAGUUAAAAAUAAGCCCACACGGUACACAUUAAUAUAAUCAGGUACUACGUUAUUUGUAUCGAUUGAUUGUGAACGAAAUAAAAUCCAAAGAGAUAAA